Rhagoletis zephyria (snowberry fruit fly) is the source of this 687-nucleotide messenger RNA. The record is from RefSeq and is a predicted model, not a curated record. Lineage: Eukaryota; Metazoa; Arthropoda; Insecta; Diptera; Tephritidae.
AUGACCCUCGAUGAUGGCAUUCGCAUCGUCAAGAUCAGCGGCGGCGGUGAAAGUGCUGCUGGCAGUGAAGCAGCCAUCAACCAGACGGACAUUUCGCUGAUCAAGCUGGAGGCCACUCGGGAGCUACUCGAGGCGGAGGUGGACCGCCUCUCCGAAGAAGCGGACGCCCUUCGCGAGGAGGCCCGACAGGCACUGGCCGGCCGAAGCAGAGAGAAGGCGCUGCUGCUGCUGAAGCGGAAGAAACGGCUGGAGGCGAAGAUCACCGCCAAGGACACCGCCAUUGACAACAUCGAGGCCAUCUACCAGCAGGUGCUGGACACGCACUCAGCGACGGCCAUCACCCGCGCCCUCGCCUACGCCAAUACCGUCCUGAAACAACGUUCCGGCGUCGUGCUCUCCGACCUGGAGGACACCAUGACGGCGAUUGAGGAGACGAUGAGCGACGUGGCCGCCCUCAGCUCGGAGAUUAAUCGCCCGCUGGCCACUGGAGGUGACGCUGGAGUGGAGCUGGACGCCGAAGAGGAGCUCGAUCAGAUGCUCAAGGAGUUGGAAUCGGAGAAGAAGGAAGCCGUCAUCCUCGAUCGACUCGACCAGCUGAAGAUUGUCGAUGAGGAGCUAAGCUCAGGAGAGAAGGAGGAAGGCGUUGCUCAGACUCUCAAGAAGCAGCUCGCAGACCUUCAAGCCUAG